This is a messenger RNA of Aricia agestis (brown argus), 930 nucleotides long. It is a transcript of the gene Smug, whose product is annotated as single-strand selective monofunctional uracil DNA glycosylase. Gene Ontology annotation, molecular function: single-strand selective uracil DNA N-glycosylase activity; oxidized pyrimidine nucleobase lesion DNA N-glycosylase activity. Gene Ontology annotation, biological process: base-excision repair. NCBI's taxonomy places the organism in Eukaryota, Metazoa, Arthropoda, Insecta, Lepidoptera, Lycaenidae. The coding region runs from base 67 to 864 and encodes 265 amino acids. The transcript is spliced from 5 exons. The record is from RefSeq and is a predicted model, not a curated record.
UUUAUAAAAUUUAAGCCUGUUUACAACUUGAACUUCUACAAUAAUAAUUACUACUUCCCUAUAAGUAUGGAUGUGAAAACUGUUUCUGUAUUUUUUUGCAACAAUUCACCGAUAGACCAUAAAAGUGAGAUAGUUGAAGAAUUUUUAAAACUAAUUGAUAAAGCAAAUAUAUAUUUGUCUAAACUGCAUAUGCCACUCGAUAUAAAAUGUAUUUAUAAUCCUACUGAAUAUGCAAGAAUUACUUUUGAACUCUAUGUCAAAAAGUACUGUAGCACCAAAAAGCACAUAAUGUUUUUUGGUAUGAAUCCCGGGCCAUGGGGUAUGUCACAGACAGGGGUGCCAUUUGGGGAAGUUACUGUUGUGAGAGAUUGGCUAGGAAUAUCAGGCCCUGUAGGAAAACCUCAGAAUGAAAUUAAAGAACGUCCUGUUAAGGGCUUUGAAUGUAGUAGAACAGAGAUAAGUGGUAAACGUUUUUGGGGACUUAUAAAAGACUUGAGUGGUACACCCGAAAAAUUUUUUGCUUCCUCUUUUGUCUACAACUAUUUAAAUCAGCAGUGGAUGAGAAGUAAUGGUUCAAACAUUACACCAGGAGAUUUCAAAGUCUCUGAAAUGCAGCCACUUUACAAUAUUUGUGAUCCCAUACUGAUAGAUGUUAUAAAACUGUAUGAAGUAAAAGUCAUAGUGGCUAUUGGUAAAUUUUGUGAAACUAGAGCACAAAAAGCUUUAGAAAAAUAUUUACCAUUUCAUUCUAUUCAGGUCCAUUAUUUACCACAUCCGAGUCCAAGAACUAUUAAUAAUAAUAAUUGGGAUAAAAAAGCAUUAGAAUGUCUAAAGAAGUUUGACCUACUACAGUAUUACACUUAGAUUUUUUUUAAGUUGCAUGGAAUAUAAGUAAGUCAAUUCCAUGCAUUCUGUAAAUAAUUUUAAGUC